AUGCAGGUUCGGGCGGCACAGGUCAUUCUGCUGAUAUUGUCGCUGGUUCUCUCGGUCGUUAUACUUAUUGCAUCCUCGAAAUAUGCGGCCUGGUCCCAUUCUAUGGUGUCAGCGGCAGCUGGCACGUGGCUGCCGCUAGUGUUUUACGUCGGCACCAUCCCAUUUGUCUCACUACUGUACACCGUCGCCCAUUUGGCGGCUCUACAGUUCAACGGCUUACCUUCACCACCGUACCUCCAAAACGGCGGAUACUCAUACCCAAAGUCGAAUGCACAUGCUUACGACGCCGACUAUGCUGUCACGAGCUCUUUCUUCAUACUUUGCGUCACGGUUCUUCAUACGCUCGCAUGGCUUGCUCAGUCAAUUCUCUGUACGUCUUGUGAGCUGGCUCCAAUUCUGCAGGGCCAUCAAGGGCUCGUUCCGAAAUGGUGCCCACAAUCGCGAUUUCGAGACUCCGGUCAACCAGGGCUCGCCAAUAUGUUAGGCACGUUGGCGCCGGUGAAGGAUUUCUUACAGUGGGUCAUGGUUGUGCUGGCAGCCGCGUUGAUCGAAUGCGCAAGGCGCGAAUAUGUCCGCGCCGAAGUUGUGCGACGACAACAAGUGAGGAUGAUGGGUGCGGGCGUGGACUUUGGAGGCCGGAGCCAAGGCGCAAACGCUGUUGUCCAAACGAAAACCCCCGGAGUCGAGCUUAAUGAGAUCAGUGGGCCACAACUCAUUUUCAGAGCAGAGGAGGAAGCUCGAAGGAGGCAAGAAGAAGAGGAGAGAAAACAACGGGAAGAAGAGAAGAGGAACAAGCAGUUGACGACGGGAGGAAGCUCGCUUCCACCCCAGCCGACGGGGCAGGGAGUGUCCGGGAACAAAGACAAUUACUACGGCAAUGGGAUGGGGCUGAAGAGGAGCGGUACGUUGAAUUACAUGUACGAGUCCAGGGUAGCCACAGGACCUGCAGCUAUCGCCACCGAACCUGUCGCGCCACGUCCUGCUCAAACUGCAGCUCCCAAGCGGUCGCCUCAGCCUGUGGCACCGCCGCCGCCGGGAAAAACAGACAACUACUACGGGAAUGCGACGGGCUUGAAAAGGAGUGGAACUUUGAACUAUAUGUACGAGUCGAGAAUCUGA
Cladophialophora carrionii CBS 160.54 is the source of this 1119-nucleotide messenger RNA. RefSeq lists its product as uncharacterized. Lineage: Eukaryota; Fungi; Ascomycota; Eurotiomycetes; Chaetothyriales; Herpotrichiellaceae. The record is from RefSeq and is a predicted model, not a curated record. The coding region runs from base 1 to 1119 and encodes 372 amino acids. The transcript has 2 exons.